CGCGGUUUCUGAACCUUGUUCGCUACAUACCUAAUAAUGGUUCGAGAACUAAGCCUAGCUUCUGACCCUGUGAUACUGCAUAUAUGGUCAUGCCUGCAUAAUUAUGCAUACAGUGAUGCUCUUUUUGCAGCUGAAAGGUUGUAUGCCGAAACGCACAACAGUGAAAGUUUGUACAUGCUGGCGACCAGCUUAUAUAAAAUUGGUCGGCCCAGACAGGUCAAUAAAUUGCUCAAUUCCGCCAAGUCCUUACCACCCAAGAGUCGGUACUUGCUAGCUAGAUGCUAUUUCGAUAUUGGGUCACUUACGGAAGCUGAAGAAGCCCUAUUAUUAACUGGUCUUUCUUCAACCUCAUUAGAUGAAAUUAUAAAUGUUUAUGAAGAACAAUCCUGCUAUGUACUAUUAUUACUUGGGGACAUCUGCAAACGCCAAGGUAGAGUUAGUGACGCCGUUGCCUACUACAAGAAAUGCCUGGAAGUAAAUCCUCUUAUGUGGUCUGCUUUUAAAAACUUGUGUAACAUUGGCGAGUAUGUUGAUCCUUCCUCCACUUUCCAAUGUCCAGAGGAAUUGUGCCUCAAUACGCCUGCGUAUGCUGUUGUACUAGACAAUGUGCACAGUACGCAUUGUGUUAAUGAUAAAGCUGCUCGAGAAAAUGUGAAUCCUCAACUAGCAUCUAAUCAGUCGUCUCUGUCCUCUGCUGACUUUGAGGAAAGUGCCCAGGAAUCGUAUCAUGAUACAAAUCAGCUGUGUGAUUUCCAACGCAAUUUUGUUUCCUUCUGUUCCAAAAGUUACAUUGAAGACUUGGCACCUUCAACUAAGUCCGUCGACCUUCAUACUCCAGACGAAGUUGUUCCUCUCGCUUUGUCUCCCAAAGCUCCAAAGGCUGUUACCGUUCGUUCCCCGGUCAUGCGGUCAUUGUACGGAAAUGAGACCUCCCGUUUUGGCUUACUAUCUUUUUUCCCACAAAGUCCUAUGUUUGCUUGCGUUCCCAUAUUUUCAAAGCUUUCUGGAAAUCAAACCGCUUGCCAAGAAUCAUUUCUAUCCAGCUCUGUACGAAUAGCUCCAAGUCAAUGUUUACCCGUCUGGCAGUUAGCUCUUAGUCAAAUUGACGAUGGUCAAAAUGAUACAGGCUGUCUUCGAAUACCCAAUCAACGAAACCGUACUUCAAGCGAUAACAGUGGAACUACUGAUGCCAGAAAAGAUCAGCAAAUCAAUGAAUUUGAAGGUAAUCAGAACACUACGGAUACUGCAAAAAUGCUGAAUAGUUCUGCGAAUACUUCUGUCAAGUUCAAUACACCUGUUGUUACUAGUCGCCAGUCUAUUGCUACACCGACCAGUGCACUUCGCAACUUAGUAUCAACUGCAGCAUCAAAACAUGGUGUUUUCAAUCAUGAAUCAAAUAGUUAUUCAAGUAAUAUUUCAUUAGUUAAUACUCCUAACUCGCGUAUUGAACCACCCUUACUACGUAGUGCUGUUCAACGUAAUGUUUGUCCUUCACCCAGUAUGCAUCACAACCGAGAUUCUCCGUUGGUACUUAGAUCGAAUUUGCAGUUUUUCAACCCUGCUUGUCAAAGUCCAGGCAUGUUAACAUCAUCUUCAACGCCAAGACCACUUUCAAGUCAACAAACAUCUACUGGAUGUCGAACUGUUGAAAAUACUACCUCUGCAGAGGUUAUUACUGGUGGGCCCCGAACAAGAUCUCAAGUCGCUGCAGCAGCAGCUGUAGCUAGAGCUUCUGGUAUACAGCGGAGAUCGAAUAGAUUUUUAAAAAGUCGAGGUCAUAAUCGCAAGUUAGAUCCUAAACUGUUACCACCAGAAUCUACAGAAAACUCUGUGAGUACACAACCGAAAGUGAACAGUCCAAACCUAUGCUCCACUCGUAGUCCCCCUAAAACAUUGCAUUCUUCUGCUAUGGAAGAUCCACCGGUUUUUGGAUGCACUAAUUACUAUAGGGUACCGUUGUCAGUUGAGACUGCAUCUGCAAAAGACGAUCCGCGUACACAAUCACUACAACAGUAUUUAAAUUUGCUUAGUCAACUAGGCAAGGCUUAUCAGAUGUUAGUACAACAUCAAUGGCGUUCUGCCACGCGUCUUCUUUUAAAGCUUCCAAGCUCUCAACUACAAACUGGUCGUGUUUUAGCUUGGGCAGCCCGCGCUUAUAUGGAUAAUGCAGAUUAUCAAACAGCUCACAAACUGUUCAGUGAAGCUCGUCGUUUAGAACCAUGGCAACUUUGUGGAAUGGAUUUCUACUCAACAGUAUUAUGGCAAAUUCAAGCGGAUCAAGAAUUAUCACAGUUAGCUCAUGACUUAUUGGAACUUGAUCGUAAUGCUCCUGAACCUUGGUGUGCAGCAGGUAAUUGCUUCUCAUUGCAAGGUGAACAUGAAACUGCUAUUAAAUUUUUUCGCCGUGCAUUACAGGUUUCACCUACCAAUGUUUAUUCUUGGACACUGCUAGGGCAUGAACAAUCAACUUUAGAAGAAUUUGAUCGAGCAUUGGCAGCUUUUCAAUUUGCUCUACGAAUUGAUCCAAGACAUUAUAAUGCAUUGUUUGGUAUUAGUAAUGUUUAUUAUAAACAAGAAAAAUUUGAACUUGCAGAAACUUAUCUAAUUCGUGCAGUCGCUUUGUUUCCACAAUCUCAUUUACUUCUUGCUAAUCUUGCAGCUUUACGUAGUCGUCUAGGCCGAUUAGAUGAUGGUUAUGGUAGUGCAAUGGAUUUAAUUAGUCGUGCGUGUAAAAUUCAACCGAAUAAUCCACUUGCUCGUUAUCAUAAAGCUUCAAUUCUAUAUCAUCUUGGACGUUAUUCAGAAGUACUAUCAGAGUUACAAAAGCUACUUGUCUUGACACCACGUGAAGCUAUGGUCUACUUGAUGAUUGGACAUACAUACAAAAAGCUAGGCAAUACACCACAAGCAAUGAUUCACUAUUCUUGGGCUAUGGAAUUGGAUCCAAAAGGCGCUAAUACUCACCUGAGAGAUAUUAUGACAAAUCCACCAAUUACAAAUCGUACUUCGAAUCGACAAGGUACAUCAGAACCUGGAAUUUGUGGCGCUGGAGGUGGCGGCGUUGGCGGUGCUGGUAGUGUUGGUGUUGGCGGCGGAAGUAGUCAAACCAGUGUCAACAAUUCAGCUAGAGCACACCUAGGUUCAUUUCAAGCAGGUAUACGUCGUGGUAAUUUCGAAGAAGAAGAAGAAGAGGAUGAAAGUGGUGAAGAAGUGAUCGAUCGAACCUCGGGAACAGAUGAAGAAACUAUGAGCAGCAGUCUACUUCAUCCAUCACAGAGUGGAACACGCUCCAAUCUAGUUCGUCGAUUAACCGAUUUCUCUUUAUUGUAUGAAUCCGGUGGUGGUGGUGGUGGUGGUUUUGAACAAGAUUCUGUCAUGUCUGAUGCAGAUGAAGAACACUAUGAUACUAUGGAUAUAAGCAAUGGAGUGGAUAAUAGUAGUAGAACUGAACACAGUAUACCAGAUGAUUGAACAGCAGAAAGAAAAGGAAAAGCCAAAAAUUAUUCUCGCAUUUGCAAAUAUAAUAUAAUAUGAUAUAAUAUAUUAGAGUAUAUUAUUUAUUUCCAUCUCUGUUAAUUGUGACAAUGAAGCCCCUCAUCAUCUUUUAAUAUGAAAAGUUACUAAUCCAAGUGCAAAACAAUGUACACAAUCUAACAACUAUGUUUACAUUUCAUGUGGGAUCGCUAUAUAAUAUAUGAUGAUUAUUAUGAUUACUGUCCUUAUUACUAUUAUUAUUAUUGUUACAAAU
Molecule: messenger RNA, 3748 nt
Organism: Trichobilharzia szidati
Lineage: Eukaryota; Metazoa; Platyhelminthes; Trematoda; Strigeidida; Schistosomatidae
Source: the annotation of a GenBank genome assembly